This is a messenger RNA of Cricetulus griseus (Chinese hamster), 1651 nucleotides long. The record is from RefSeq and is a predicted model, not a curated record. NCBI's taxonomy places the organism in Eukaryota, Metazoa, Chordata, Mammalia, Rodentia, Cricetidae.
CGGCGGCGGCUCUGUGUUUUUCCAGCUGUCUUCCUCUCCCGAGAAAGGAAACUCUGUGUACAUUUUUUUCUUUUUUUUUCGUUUGCGCGAGAGACUCCAGCAAAAUCAGAGAUCCAAAAUUCCAGUGUCAACUAAGUGGAGAGGCAGACCCUCAUUGUAUCUGCUUGGGGAACAAUCCUUUUAAUGGCAACACUGACAGCCUGAGAUUUGGAGAAGUACUAAUGGCUUUCAGACUGGGUUGGAAAACUUCAAGGAGCCAUUGGAGUUUCCUGCAGGCUGUGAGCAGUGGGUUCCCUCUGAUUUCCUGGAGGACAGCAGGGAGCUGUUUGGACCCUGAGAUGAAAGCCUACCUGGAGGAGAAUACUGAAGUCACCAGCAGUGGUAGCCUUACCCCUGAAAUCCAGUUACGGCUUUUGACCCCCAGGUGCAAGUUCUGGUGGGAAAGGGCUGAGCUGUGGCCCUACAGUGAUCCCUACUGGGCAAUCUACUGGCCAGGUGGCCAGGCCCUGUCUAGGUAUCUUUUGGAUAACCCUGAUGUUGUUAGAGGAAAGUCUGUCUUGGAUCUUGGGAGCGGAUGUGGAGCAACAGCAAUUGCUGCUAAGAUGAGUGGUGCAUCAAAGAUCUUGGCCAAUGACAUAGACCCCAUUGCAGGAAUGGCGAUUACACUAAAUUGCAAAUUAAAUGGACUGAAUCCUUUUCCUGUUUUAACCAAAAACAUUUUGAGUACCAAACAAGGUAAGUUUGAUCUCAUUGUUCUUGGAGAUAUGUUUUAUGAUGAAGACCUUGCAGACAGUCUGCAUCUGUGGCUGGAGAACUACUUUUGGACCUACAGAACCCGAGUAUUGAUUGGUGACCCUGGGAGGCCCCAGUUCAGUGGACACAGUAUUCGGCAUCAGCUACACAAAUUAGAAGAAUACACUCUUCCAGAGCCAACUCAGCAGGAUAAUAGUGGACUGACCACAAGCGCAGUGUGGGAUUUUCAUCCCUGAUUUGUCAGAGUGCUUUCAAGUUCAGUUCUGUUUGUAUUGAACUCUUAUUUCCUCUGCUGGAGGUACAGUUUAAGGAAUGCAAUUCAUUGGGGUGUGGUGACUUGAGGCUUGAAUACUACCACUUGGGAGGCUGAGGUAGGCUGAUCUCUGUGAGUCUGAAGCCAGACGGGUCUACAGUUAGUUCCUGGACAGCCAGAACUACAUAGUGAGACCCUAUCUCAUGGAGAAAGUUAUUUGAAAUUUUCUCUGUACAGUCCUGCAUAGUGGUGCAUACUUUUAAUCCCAGUACUUGGGAGGCAGAGGCAGGUGGAUCUCUGGGAGUUUGAGGCCGCCCUGGUGUACAGUGAGUUCUAGGACAGCCAGAGCUAUGCAGUGAGACCCUGUCUCAAAAAAAAAGAGAGAGAGAGAGAAAAAAUUCCUUCUUCCUUUGCUUUAACACCUUGGAUGACUCUAUAUGGCUUACUAAAGUUAGUAAUGGUUUGUUCCCAUUUCAUAUACUAGGUUAUCAGGAUUUUAUAACAGCAAAACACUGUACUCUAAACAAAAAUGUGAAUAAUAUGUAUCAUAUACAACUGGUUAUGUAGAAAGUAUAUCUAUAUGUAUGGAUAUAAUAUAUACAAUUUGCUGCAGUAUUAAUAAAAUAUCUCUGGAAAGAUAAGGAA